GGCUCAGCUGUUGUUGAACGUGGCUGUGCAUGCGCGAACAUUUCCUGCUUGAGUGUACGAUACAUAAUAAUGCGAUAAAAUGAUAGCGCGGUUGCCCCAUCGUCAAUUGAGACUCAUGUGCUCUUUAUCGUAACGGUAGCCGAAUUACUUAGUGAAUUUUUCCGCGUUCGCUUAUUAACAUGCCUGAGUGAACUCAGCUGCUUGCAGAACCAUGACGGUGAAGGUGGCUUUUACGCUCGUCUUCGCGUUCAUUGCGACUACUACACGUCAGCAAGUAGUGGGCCAGAACACCGACAGUUCGCUCGUUUUGCUUCAAGUGGUGUACAGACACGGGGACAGGACACCGAUUAGAACCUUCAAGAACGACCCUAUUCCAAUCACAGCCUGGAAAGAGGGACCUGGGCAGCUGACCAAGAUUGGAUGUCUGCAGCAUUAUGUUCUGGGAAGCCAUCUGAGGUCACGUUAUGCACACUUCCUUACUGGAAAUCCUCAUCAGCUGCGAGUCUGGAGCUCGGACAGGGACCGCUGCCUGGCAAGUGCCCAGUGCCACCUGGCUGGAUUCUCAGUGCCUUCUGCAGACUGGGCCUGGAACAAGACCUUCCACUGGCAACCUGUUCCUAUACAUACCCGUCCAGCUUUUGAAGAUGGGAUGCUUGUUCCAGGAGAAGCUUAUUGCCCUGAAGCUGAUGCAGAAGAGGAGCGUGUGAAGAAUUCUCCCGAAGGGCAGGCUUUCCUCAAAAAAUAUCAUAAACUUUAUGAAACACUAACUGAAAAAACUGGCAGCAUUAUUGCAGACUGGAAUGAUGCUGGGUACGUAUACGACGCUCUUCUCAUUGAGAGAUACCACAACUAUACUGUGCCCAAGUGGGCUAAAGAACUGUGGGAUGAUUUGAAGUACCAAAGUGACCAAUGUUUCGUCUUCCACACCAAGACUCCCCUUCUCAAGCGACUGCGUGCAGGGCUGUUAGCGGCCAACAUGUCGGGAAACCUGGAGGCAGCAGCACGUAACAAGUCAGAAUACAAGGUCUUCAUGUAUUCCACACAUGAUACUGAAAUAUCGGCUAUUCUGGAUGCCCUGGGUGUAUUUGAUGGCCAUGCCCCUCCUUACUGCUCCUCGCUUGUGCUUGAGCUAUGGAAAAAUGGGCCGGGUAACUUCUCUGUGCGUGGGCUCACGCUCAAUGCAUUCGAGUUGGAGCCCCGGCCUUUGCACUUUCCUGGCUGUGAUAACGAGUUUUGCACACUGGAGGAGUUUCUGGACCUGGCCAAAGUGUACAUUCCGGAUGACUGGCGGCGAGAGUGUGGUCUUCAACAAUCGUUCUUCCUGUCUGAUGGAGCGUUGGCGUUGGUGAUUGGGCAGAGCGCCAUACUGGCCAUUGUGGUGUUCAGCUGCACCGCCUACUGUCUUUUGCGGAGGCGCAAGACACCAAAGAAUGUGGUUGCUUACUCGCCACUUCCCACUGAGUUUACGACGACCAACUGAGCAGAUAUUGCACAGAGGAAGAUAAUCAGUUGCAUGGAAACUUGGUGUGUCUUGCCACGACCACUUGCAGGAUGGACAUUUAGCAUAUUUGGGAGCCACUCUGUACUCUGCCAACGUCCACUAGGCGAAUGCACUGAAAACGUGGGCAGAUACAAGCAAAGAGUGCAAGCCCAUCAAUAUGCUAAAUCUGUGGCAGGUCUUCCCGCCACUCCCCUGUGAUUGAAUGCAUUUCAUAGUAGUGGCACCCCUGGGAGGCUGGAGGCAGGUUUAAGUUGAUAUCGAGUAUUUAAUGUUUACGUAAAGGUUACUGUGCCAUAGAGGCUGGAAACUAUUUGCUUUACCACAAGGAUGUGCAAACAAGGUAUCUGAACAGAGGAGCUGGGUUCUGCACAUAUUGUGCAUACUUUUCGAUGUGACACUUUAAUCUAAUCAGCACAGUUCUCCUUCAUGUCUAUUUGUAUCAGCCCUGGACCAAUAAUAUGGGCACUCCUGAUAAUUUUGUUGAAGAAUAACUAUGUGGGCUGCCAUAAGACAUUCCUUAAAGGGGCAUUGAGAGUUUUGGCCAGCAUUUAUGUACAGAAUUGUCACGUUUUACUGAAUGAAAUUUAGAAAUGAAGUCAUGGACUAUGGACUAUAUUAGAUACAUAGUAUCUGAACAUUCAGUAUUCUCCCUCAGCUGUGGAUGUUCUUGCAUGGUUGCAGCACUUGAAUACUGUGCUAGUUGAUGAUGUUAGCAAUCCUUGCUUGCACUUGCUCUGUUAUUUGAAUGUCUGGCAUGUGAUCAUUAGUGAAAUGUUAUUGGGUGUACACGGUUUGACGUGCAGCUCUAUAUCUUUUCCAUUUUCGAUGCUGGCACCAUGGUCUUGCAUUGUGAAAAUUAUUGUGCGUAUUACUUCCAUGGUAUUGCUCAAACUGAACUUAGUUCUGCUUGCGCAGAGCACUUAUAAGUCAACAUAAGUUUGCGGCACUGUUGUCUAGGAGUCAUAUUUGCAGUAUUGCUGUCAUUGAGUGUGAACCUGCUAUACAAUUGUAUGUGUGUUUAUUCAAUAUACUUUUUUAGGGAGGCUAAAGAAUUUACAGAUUCUUAAAUUUAAUGUAUACUCUUGGUACACAGCAAAAUCAGCAUGGGCAUUAAAGGUACUCCACACUCAACACAUGAAACCUAGCUCUUUUCGUUGGUCUUGAAUUUGUAUUGCUGGAUUUUUAGACCUCUAUUAAAGUUUUCAAAAAACAA
Molecule: messenger RNA, 2714 nt
Organism: Dermacentor andersoni
Lineage: Eukaryota; Metazoa; Arthropoda; Arachnida; Ixodida; Ixodidae
Product: prostatic acid phosphatase-like
Biological process (GO): dephosphorylation
Molecular function (GO): phosphatase activity
Source: RefSeq, a predicted model, not a curated record